Gracilinanus agilis (Agile Gracile Mouse Opossum) is the source of this 2540-nucleotide messenger RNA. RefSeq names its product glycerophosphodiester phosphodiesterase domain containing 5 (gene GDPD5). Lineage: Eukaryota; Metazoa; Chordata; Mammalia; Didelphimorphia; Didelphidae. The transcript is spliced from 15 exons. Bases 1 to 1743 code for a protein of 580 amino acids. Gene Ontology annotation, cellular component: plasma membrane. The record is from RefSeq and is a predicted model, not a curated record. Gene Ontology annotation, molecular function: glycerophosphodiester phosphodiesterase activity. Gene Ontology annotation, biological process: lipid metabolic process; positive regulation of neuron differentiation.
AUGUGGGAGCUCCUGCAUCCCUGGAACUUGGAACAACAGCAGGACAUCCCCUUUUGCUGGAACGUGUGCAAGUGGGAACGUCUCUGGUUCCUGAUCCUGAUCUUCACCUUCUUCCUCACUCUGACUUGGUUCUAUUUCUGGUGGGAAGUUGACAAUGACUACAAUGAAUUCAACUGGUUCCUCUAUAACCGGAUGGGAUACUGGAGUGACUGGUCCAUUCCUAUCCUUCUGACCACUGCCGCUGGCUUCACCUACAUCACAGGACUGUUGAUCCUGGCCCUCUGUCACAUUGUUGUGGGACAGCAGAUGCAUCUACACUGGCUUCACAAGGUGGCGCUGACUGUGGCCUUGAUUGCGACCCUCGUCGCCGUGUCCUCUGUAGCCCAGCUCUGGGACGAUGAGUGGGCUGUGCUGCUAAUAUCAUUGCAAGGCACAGCCCCAUUCCUGCACGUCGGGGCCCUGAUCGCUGUGACCACUCUCUCCUGGAUCGUGGCAGGCCAGUUUGCCAGAGCUGAGAAAGUCUCCUCACAGAUGGUCAUCUUCACUGCCUACUUCGCGGUGGUGUUUGUACUUUACCUGGUCCCCCUCACUAUCUCCUCUCCCUGCAUCAUGGAGAAGAAAGACCUGGGCCCCAAGCCAGCCAUCAUUGGCCACCGAGGAGCGCCCAUGCUGGCUCCAGAACAUACGCUGAUGUCCUUCCAGAAGGCCAAGGAGCAGAAGCUCUAUGGGGUCCAAGCUGACGUGACCAUCAGCCUAGACGGUGUCCCAUUCCUCAUGCAUGAUGCUACCCUGCGCCGCACAACCAACGUGGAAGAAGCCCUCCCGGAGCUGGCCCGCCGGCCCGCCUCCAUGUUCAACUGGACUGACCUGAAGCAGCUCAACGCAGGAGAAUGGUUCCUCAAGACAGACCCCUUCUGGACCGUGCGCUCCCUGUCAGCCUCCGACUACAGGGAAGCCCAGAACCAAUCCAUCUGCACACUGACCGACCUCCUGGAAUUAGCCAAAGGGAACAUGACCCUGUUGCUCAACCUCUGGGAGCUGCCCCGUGACCACCCCUACAGGAGCACCUUCUUCAAUAUCACGCUGGACACUCUCCUCCGCUCUGGCCACCCUCAGCACCUGGUGAUGUGGCUGCCCAGCAGACAGAGGCCGCUGGUCCAGAAGGUAGCACCGGGCUUCCAGCAGACCUCAGACGUCAAAGAGACGGUCGCCAGCCUGCGGCGCGGGCACAUUCAGAAACUGAAUCUCCGUUACACUCAGGUCUCCAGCCAGGACAUCAGGGACUGCUCUGCGUGGAACCUCAGCGUGAACCUCUACACGGUCAACGAGCCCUGGCUCUUCUCCCUCCUCUGGUGCUCGGGCGUCCAGUCCGUCACGUCCGACAACUCCCACACCCUGUCCAAGGUGCCUUCCCCGGUCUGGAUCAUGGCCCCGGAUGAGUACUGUCUGAUCUGGAUCACGGCUGACCUGGUCUCCUUCACACUCAUUGUGGGCAUUUUCGUACUUCAGAAGUGGCGAUUGGGCAACAUCCGGACCUACAACCCAGAACAGAUCAUGCUCAGUGCUGCUGUGCGUAGGACCAGCCGUGACGUGAAGAUCAUGAAAGAGAAGUUGAUCUUUUCAGAAAUCAGCGACGGCGUAGAGAACACGGAUGAUCUCUCCAUGUGUUCCGAGAAUGGCUUUUCCAAUGACGUCCUCGCCUCCGUGGAGCCCAAGACUCGCCCUGGCAGAGGAGGACGCUAACUCUGAAAGAUCCAGCGGCCCCGGCCCGCUCCUACCCUUCCAGCCAAGCACGGGAAGGGCCCCUGGGCCCCGUGGCCUGGCCUGUAAAUAUGUAGAAAGCCCUCUGAGAGCUGGUGGUAAAUGUAAGAAGCUGGGGUGCCAGGCAGAGGCCAGCAGAGGGUACCCCACGCAGGUCCCCAGAUCGGCCCCAGUGGUGAGCUCAGUGGGACACGGUUGUUGGGACGCCUUCCCCGUCUCCCUCAGCUCUGCCCUCUCCCCCACCAACCCUGUUAGGGCCCUCUCUGGCCAAUCACCUCUUCCCUGUGUGUGUUCUGGAUGGUCAGGAAGGAGAGCUGAGCCGUCCUUGGCCCUGUUGGGAGGUGCUUGAUACCAGUCCUGCUGGGAGGAGGAGAGACCGCAGCAGUCCCAGAGCCCAGCUGCUAUGAAGAUGGGGGCGGAGGGACUGAAGGGGCCAAGUGCCCCCUGUGAGCUCCCCUUGGGGGAAGCUAAGAGGAAACCCCAGACAGGAGCCAACUCUUCUCUCUCCAUACCCAAGGCAGAGAUGUUGCCAAGCUCCGCUCUGCCAACACAAGGGAACUACAGUACAAGAGAGUCCAGUGGUUAGGGCUAUCUGGGACUCUUCCAAACCACCGAGGGGACCGUAUGUGUGUGAGAUGUCUAUCUGUGCGCAUGAAUGAAAUUCAAAAAAAUUUUUUUUUAAUGUGGCCUACAAGGGCAAUGGGCCCCGCUCUGGUGAGCCCCAAGACAGCUCCUGUCACCGUGUAAAUAUUAAAGCACAAGUGACGUCACUUCCUGAA